Molecule: messenger RNA, 1145 nt
Organism: Pogona vitticeps (central bearded dragon)
Lineage: Eukaryota; Metazoa; Chordata; Lepidosauria; Squamata; Agamidae
Gene: CFAP300
Product: cilia and flagella associated protein 300
Source: RefSeq, a predicted model, not a curated record
UAGUUGCAAACCGCAAGCGGGAGUGCGUUUCCACGGCAACCAAAGGUGCGUCUUCUCCUGAAGAAGCGGCCAUGUCUGCCUCCGGAGACCAAAACAUGGAACCGCGCUACAUUUUCCAUCAUCUCCCUCAGAAAAGCUUCCCUGCCCUGGAGAACAGAGAUAUCCGAGAACGACUCCUCAAAUGGUCUAUGGAUGGGAGAAUCACAGUACAAAUAUUCAGCUUUGAUCAGAACUUCAAAGGCUAUCAACGGGAUGAUUUUCUUAUGGCAUUUUUCAAUCACCCAGAGGUUAACAGCAAUUUGAAAUUAUUGUCAGCUUCUGGAGAGUGGACCACAUUAGAUACUAAUGUGAGAAAAGUUGAAGCCAAGAAUGUUCUGUGUACUCAAGUUUCUAUGUCAUUUUUUGAUCGAUUAUACUCUGAAGGAGUUGUUCGAGAAAAUGGAAAUAUUGUAAAGUGUUUUGAUGAAUACCAUAAUGACAUUCUCAUUGCAGAUGAAUUAAGAAAGGUACUUCUUUUGGAAGAUUCGGACCAUUACAACUUAUACAGCCAUACAGACCGUGAAGAGUUUAUCUUCUGUGUUUUUAAGCAUCUUUGCCUUGGUGGAGCUCUCUGUCAAUAUGAAGAUGACCUGGGUCCUUACUUAGAAACAACAAAAGCUUUGUAUAAAGAUCUAGUGAGUGUUCAAAAGGAUCCUGAAACUAAGGAGAUAAAUAUAAUAUCGACUGUUUUUAAAGUCUGUGCAUAUGAUGCUAAUGGCCUUUGUUAUCCUUCAUCUAAUAGCCAUGAACAGAAUUUUGCUUAUUUGAUUGUGAAUCCUUUGAAACGCCACGUCUAUGUUUUGUACCACUCUUUUGGUGGGGCUUUCUUCUGUAACUGAUCUUGGUUUCUCAGUUAUAUUUCAUUAACAUAGGAACUCUGUACAAGGCUGGCAGGAUUGUAUAUUAAGAGAGAGAUCUAUAUUACCUACAUGUGGUUCAUUACUGUUUUCACACUUAUAAUGGUUCUUUUAUUAACAUUCAACAUUCAACAUCCAUACCACUGCUUGUAGAAUAUACUUCUUGACUUUGCCAUUGCUGAAUGUCCUGCCACUGUAAUAUUUUCUGUUGUAUGUUAAUGGAAAAUUAUAAUAAAUUAUUAUUUGAAA